This is a messenger RNA of Leptidea sinapis, 10906 nucleotides long. RefSeq lists its product as uncharacterized. The record is from RefSeq and is a predicted model, not a curated record. Gene Ontology annotation, cellular component: nucleus; cytoplasm. Lineage: Eukaryota; Metazoa; Arthropoda; Insecta; Lepidoptera; Pieridae. Gene Ontology annotation, biological process: actin cytoskeleton organization; protein phosphorylation. The transcript has 9 exons. Gene Ontology annotation, molecular function: ATP binding; protein serine/threonine kinase activity. Bases 448 to 3012 code for a protein of 854 amino acids.
GCUUUGCUCGGUGUUUGCUAUUGGCGAAUCGUGCUCGGUGCUGGUUAGCGUCAAGGUUUUGGAUUCGGAUUUUUCGUAACUUCAACUUGUACUUACUACUUUGUAGACUUACUUAGUUGUCUGUUGUACGCGUAUUGUCAGUCGAUGAGUGUUGAGUUCGCUGAUAAUAAUAUUAAUAAAAAUAGUCAUAACGUAAUGAUAAUCAACAAAUUAAAACUGUACUAGAUCGUUUAGCCAUAUAAAUUGGGAUGUGUGUUUGUGAAAGUUACAAACGUUCAAUAUCCAUUUCGUUUUAUUCAUGUAGUUAGUUAGUACUAUGUCGUUUCACGUAAUAUUAGGUACCGCCACAUAAAUAUUAUUGUGAUGCGACUGCUAUAUGAAUGUAAAGUCGGGAAUCACUAUGUUCGAAGCGGGAUAAAAUCAACGAGUUUGUGAUCAUCAAUUAGAAUGCAAGACGAGUGUUUGGAGGACUCAAGGAGGAACUUCGAAGGGAGGAGGCCCACGACCGUGUUUCAGAUAGCUGAGAGUUUUACGAACCUGGAUGAGACAGCCAGGACUGGUCGGUAUGUGCGAGGGCCACAUUCGAGGUUUGGGAAACGAUAUGAGAAUGGCGGUCGAAGUAGACGGUGUUGUGAUGAUGAUUGUGCGGAGUCCAGUGCUAGUGAUUGUGAUAGACUCGGUGAUAAGCGAGUGACUGGAUCCUCAUGUGCAGCGCUGAGAGUGGCAGUCAAUGCACUGUACCCCUUUGAUGACUUCAUCCUGGAGAAAAUUGGAACUGGAUUCUUCUCUGAAGUUUUUAAAGUGACCCACAAGACAUCCAGCAAGGUGAUGGUGCUGAAGAUGAACCAGCAGCGCGCCAACCGUCCUAACAUGCUGCGGGAGGUGCAGCUCAUGAACAAGUUGAAGCAUCCUAACAUUUUGGGAUAUAUGGGUGCCUGCGUGCACGAGGGUCAACUACAUGCGCUAACGGAGUUUAUGGAGGGCGGGUCCUUGGAACAGCUCAUCCUUGGAAGACCGCCGGAGCCCCUGCCACAGCCACUCAGGGUCUCCUUAGCUGCUGACAUGGCUGAGGGCAUGAAGUACCUGCAUUCUCUUGGAGUUUUCCACAGAGACCUUACUGCUAAGAAUGUAUUACUAAGAAAGAGCUCAGAUGGAGAAUAUACAGCGGUCGUAGCAGAUUUUGGUCUAGCAGCAAAAAUACCUCAUCCAAUGAACGGCUAUCGGUUGCCCAGUGUUGGGUCACCAUGGUGGAUGUCCCCAGAGUGCUUGCGAGGUCGGUGGUACGAUCAUCGCUCGGAUAUAUUCUCGUAUGGAAUCAUUUUGUGCCAACUCAUUGCAAGGGUGGACGCUGACCCCGACGUGUUGCCUCGCACAGACAACUUCGGACUCAACUACAUGGCCUUCGUGGAGCUGUGCCAGGUGGACACCGUGCCUGACUUCCUGCGCCUCGCGUUCAACUGCUGCAUCUACGAGCCUAAAGCGCGUCCACUAUUCCCCGAGAUAGUGAGCAAGCUGAGCGAGAUCAAGGAGGGUCUUGAUGACACAGCCUGGGGCUGCCACACUCCCAACAACUCGUACGACAGUGAGGAAGCGGACUCGUCCGGCCCGGGUUCUUGUCCGGCGUUCGGGUCGGCGUGGCGCCGCCCGCAGCGGAUGCGCUCGGAAGGCAGUCCGCACGCACAUCGCGAUCACAAGAACCCAGUGCACCGGCGCUCGCUGUCCGAGCUGGAGUGGUCGUGGCAGUCGGCGGCGGGCGCCCCCCCUCCCCCGCACCGGUCGGCGUGCGCGCUGGCGCCGGGCCCGCCCGCUCCGCCGCGGCUGGCCCGCCUGCACCGGCUGGCUCACAUCAUGCUGCUGCGGGACACGCACGCCGCGCCGCGCCCCGCCCGCCGCGCGCUGCACACCUUCCGCGGCGUGCACAAGAUCCUGGAGCCCGCGCCGCGCCGCCCGCCCCGCUGCUCCAGCGGCGACCCGCCCGUCCUCUUCGCGACCGACUCGGACGAGCCGCGCUCGUCCUCGCUCCCGCCCUCGCCCGUCUUCUCGCGGAGGUAUCCUCCGAAGCUCGACUACAAGAGCGACUCCGUGGAACUGCGACGACGCGGUUCCUGCGAGAGCGGGAUAUUCUCCGUCGCCAACGAGGACUUCUGCGGACAUCCCAGCUACGGGGCGAUGUGCCCCUGCUCGUUGAUGGGCUGCCACAGGUGCUGGUGGUGGAGAAGGGACUCUAGUGACCGAUCGCUCGACGAAUUCGACGAUCAGCCCCAACUGAGAGUGUGCACGGACUGUCUCGUCGUGUACGAGAGACUGCUGCGACGGCGUCCCGCGAUGGUGCCGGACGACUCCGCGUUGUCGACGACGGUCAGCUCGUUGCGAAGCCUGGACGACGAGGAAUCGGCGAAAGAACCGACCGACUCCUCGCCGUUCCUCUGCGGCUUGCUCGAUACCGAAGCGGAACCGGAGAGAGAGUACCACAUCUUGACGAAGUGCUGCUGCGUUGGCCGGGCCAAAUGCGCGAGCGGCUGCGUCUCCCAUCGCCCUCUGGACGAGGAGGAGUUGAGCCGGGUCCUCCCGCGGUCGCUCGGCGCGUUUCCCUCCCAUCUGUUGUCGACCUGCAAGCGCACCUCCAGCGUGUACACCGACAGCUCCGAGGACGUGGCGUCUCUCGGUUCCGACAGCCUCUACGACGACAGAAUACCGCGCCACGUGCGCUCGGCGCAGAUAUCCAAAAUCGUCGAGUACUUCGAAAGAAAAGGCGCCGACUUCAAAUGUGACAAAAAGGGCCAACGAUUGAAAAUGGGCAAUCUGGGCGGGAAAGUGGAAAUGUUGCAAUUCGGGAAAGGGGAGAAGAGUGAGAAGGAGUAUUUCGUCGAUGUGAAGCACAGAGGUGGGAACAGUAGUCGAAUGGAGGUUGUCGGGGAGGAGGGGUGCGGGAGAAAAUGUGUGGCGCAGCGACUGAUGAUAUGUGAGGGAGCCGUCAAGUCGAAACUGCCCUUGUUUGAUAAGAAGUCAUAGCGUAAGGUUUACGAAGUCGAUCGGCCUUAUCAUUGAUCGGGAGAAACGUCUGGAGCUAUACUAAUUUCACGUUAGCUUAACUCGUCUUUUGAUUAUUUCUUUUAAUAAAGUAAUGUAUAGCGAUGAAUUCUCCCCUUUCGUGAUAAUCCGAAUCGACUUUGGGUCGUGUCAAAUUGUUCAGUGACUUCCAUACUAUAGUAAAACAGUUAAAGAUAUUUAUAUUCGCGACAUAUUAUAAUAUAUAAACAGAAUGAGCAAUAUUAUUCUUACAUUUUAAGCAUAUUUAGUAUGUGCAAGGCUAGUGCCAAUACUUAAAUAAACUUGUUAGUGACAAUACAAAAAUAUAUUUUUGUUCAAGGACUGUAAAGCAUUUGUCCGCUUCAUACAAAGUUGUUAAAAGAUUUUAUAUUUUUUUUAAUGUUAACCCAUAGAUGUUAGCUAGGUACAGUACCAAGUUCAGGUAACUGAGGUAAGCGGCCUUGAGUGACUUAUUACAACAAUAAUCGCAUAUGGAUUAUAAUAUAUGAACUGGGUCUCUAAUAAGUUGGUUAUAAGGUGAAUACUCAAUGGCCCCAAAUAUAACAUCUACAAUGUAGACCUGCCUUUAUAGUAUCCAAUAUGAUUUAAACUACAAAAGUCAGUUUGGUUUGGUUUCCGUUGAACCUUUAAAAUAUUUUAUUAUUUUUUUAAUAAAAUCAGUAUUCUAAAGUAUUAAUAUCUUUAAUAUUGCAAUUUUUACCUGCAGUACAUAUUUAUAUGAAGCGGACAGUAUCCAUGGUUCACACAUCCCUGGGUCAUUUAAAUCUGAAUUAUUACGGUGCCGAAAACUGCACUCAUUUCUAUUUCAAGUGAAUGAGGUAUUCUUUAAAACACGUAAUAGUGAAAAAAAAGUUUGUGUAAAAUGGUUUUGUAUUGCCAAAUUGACUCGAUAGGGACACUCUGUGCAUCAUUUGUUUGACUGAGUAAACUAAGCAUUUCUUUAUGUACUGAGAUUAUGAAAGGUUGUAGAUAGUUAUAGGAUAUUUCGCAAACUAUAGAUUGUAUAUGGUUAUACAUCAACAUCUUAAUAAAUCAUAUACAAUAUAACGGAGAUAAAAGACUGGAACAACAAAAUCUGAUAAAUAAAAGUCAAACUGUUUUAUAAAUGCUUACAUCAAUUGUGUUCUGGUUAUUAAUAUUAAUGAAUAAAUUGGUUUCAAAUAAAGCGUAGUUUGUAAAGCAUUUUGAUCACUGCAUUAAUAAUAGAUGUUUUCUAUUAUAAAUUCGACUUUAAACAAUUUUUGUUUUGUGUAUUUUUUGUAUUGUUUGUUAAGUCUCUUCUGUUCUCUGCAUUCGACCAUACAUAAACUAUAGUUUGCUCUAUUUGUACGUAUAGGAUUGUUAUAAUAUAAAACUGCAAGUGUUAGUAAUGUCACAUCAAUAACAGUAUAGCGGUCAAGCCAGAUUGAGCAUUCUUGCUUAGACGGUAUGGUUUCUAAUUGACUUUUGCAUAACUGCUGACCUUCCCAUAGUAUUAAUAUACAUCUGCGAAAUAAUUUUGAUCAUUGAUGUCACUGGAUUUAGUUAAAGUGCAAGAAUUCCGUUGCGAGUACUACACUGGGACAGGGGAUUCGGGACCUUAUGUUUGACAUAAGUACCUAAUGUGAUGUAUGAAAGUAAAGGGUAGUGUCAAAGGUUUAGUAAACAAAGAGUAGAAAAAGUCUGCUAUUAAGUUAUAUGGAAACUGAUUUAAUUGUUGUGCAAUUAUAUCUUUUGUAUAUUGACUGUUUAGUAUUUUAUAAAACAUAUUUCUUAUUUUUUUAUGAGAUGUGUUACGUAUUCAUUUUUUCUUUACUUACAUUUAUUUUUAUUUUAUAAAAUAAAAUAAAUUAACUAGAUUCUUUUCAGUUCUUUCUUUUAAAAUAUAUUAUGUUGGUCUGUAUUAAUAUAAUACUGCUGUCAGCUGGUUGUUCAUCUAACAGGGACUAUAUACACGGGUUCUCGACGCCUCUUAACUGGGCGCUAGCCACAAUAAAAUAUGACAGGAUGUCACGUUAUUUUUUUUAAAGCUACCGUCACUCUCGUACAUUGUCUUAGUUAUGUUUCUAAGUAUUUAAUUUCAUAUCGGCGGAACCGGGUUGAAUGAAAGGUGAAGGCUUAACCGGGCAGUACCCGGCAACCAGCAUACAAUAGUUAUUUAUGCAACUGUUGUGUAAUAAGGGGUAUUAAAACACAAAUGUGGGUUUAAUUUUUUAAUUGUAUCACAUGAGUGUUUUAAUAACAAUCAACAGUUGCAUACAAGACUUUAUCUACACCCCGAAUAUGAAUCUCUAAAAGAUUCUGAAACAGUUAGCUUACUGCUAACUUUAAAACAGUCAGUCCUAGAAGUAACCUAAUAUUAUCCAUUAUAUUACUGAUUAUAUACAAAUAAACUAAGUAUUAAUGAAAGAAUUAUUUAUUUUGAGUAGUAAUUUACAUUUUGUAUAGUGCAAUUAUUAGAAUUCACUUGAAUAUUAUGUUCUUUUGCACUGUUUAAAAUAUCCGGCGGUGUGCUGUCAAAACUCAAUCGCUCAUUUAUUUCAAGAAAAAUGGCGGGAAUUCGAAUAACCUACUUUUUUUACGGUUCGCGACGUUCUGGUAGUGUGGAACGCGCGUAAACGAAAAGGUUCUUUUUUUGAAAUUAUUCAAUUAUUAUAUAAAUUAAAUUAUUUCAUGUGGCCGUCUAUUGAAACUCUUUGCGCAUGAAGUGAUCGAAAGAAAACAAAGGAGUGUUGUUAUGAAAUUCAGUACAACAUUACAACACUCGUUUGCAUGAUGUAAUGGUUAUUAGGACAUUGGGUGUUUUAAUGUUGGCAAUAAGCUAACUGUUUUAGAAUCUGUGAUAGAGGAUUUAAAGCAUGGGUGUAGAUAAAGGCGUUUGUAGCACGUUUGCACUAAAUGCAAAACAAAUUCAUGUACACGAUUUUACCUCCAACCAAGUUUCGCUUUCCGCUCAAAAGCCGUGCCUGUACUUUGAUGGCAUGAACUCUGAACAAAACAUCAUUCUUAGAAUUUUUGGUAAUUUUUCUCCUGCUCCCAGUGUAGGUACCUACCAAAGUCAUGUUACUUAACAAGACUUUUGAAUUAAACAAGAUCUAUAAUUAUACAAAUGAUUUAAGUUUUCUUUAGUGUUAAUUCCGCCAAUAAUUGUUUUUUGAACAAUUCGACACGUGUUUCUCCCCUACACGAGGCAUCCUCAGGACGUGUUGUCUCGCCAAAAUCUGGCACGAGACUAGAUCAAAAUAAUAACUAAAUCAUUUGUAUAAUUAUGGAUUUCCGCAAUUUUUCUGAGAUCUAUAAUCACAUACCGACACCGAGCACCUAACAAUUGUGUUCCUUCCAAUGUUAUGUAAGUUGUGAUUCAUUGAUGCAUGUACAGAUUAUAUCUAGAUGUCGGUUAACUUUAAUUUAUAAGCAGUAUUACUUUAUAACUUGCCAGUUCAUCGUGUAUAUAUGUUUCUUAAGUUCAUCAGAAUCGUGUGGCAACAGCACUGAUUUUCUGAAUGUAUAAUUUAUUUUUUGUUUAAGUUGAAGAUAAUUUUAUUUUAGAGAGCUUUAUCGGCAAAGGUUUUUCAUAUUUCGUGUAUAGUUUUCUUCCGUUCGUAUUUAGAAACGUUCUCGUGGCAGAUGCAAUAAGUCAGGAUAUGUGACAUUAAUGUUGGUUUAUAUAUCGUUGGCCCAUCCAGCGCGGCCUACCAUCAAAUGAGUCCCGCGAAUGUAACGUCGUCUUAACUAAUUAUUGCGAAUUCGUCCUAAAAUACUUAUGGAAGUUAUACAUAAUAUAUAUAAAUGGUGUUGCCUAGUCUAACACGCGAUACCAUAGUCCAUGGUAAAUAGAGAUAUAUAAUAUAAGAUAAUCAUAUAAUGUUAGUUAUGUAUAAGUUUAUAGUUUUCAUGAACCGGGCAUCACCUAUAAGAUAUAUUUUUAUGUAGCAUAGGAAGACUUUUUCUUUUUUUUUAUUAUUCUUAUUUCUUAAUAACAAACGUACAAACAUAUUGUGUCAAAAUAUUUUUUUAUCCGACCAAAAUUUAUCGUUUAAUCAUCAAUCAAAUUAUUUUUAUUUUGACUGUCAACUGCGAUUGUAUAUUUUUUGUAAAUAAGUCGUCUAAAGCUAUUUAUAUUUACUACAACUCCUCUAUGUUACGAUAACUUUAGUAUAUCGACUAAUUUUAACAUUGGGGUGUUAUAUAUUAUGGUAGAUAAACAAUAAUUAUCCCUUAUUUAAAAGAGCAUGAGUUAUGAAGGCAAUAACUAAAAAUAUACAAUUGUUGCGUAAUAAAACGAUAAUUUCAAGAAACAACAAGCAGAAGCAGUAAUGUGUAAACAUUACUGUGUUUCGGUCUAAAGCUAGUGAAAUUACUGGGCAAAUGAGAUUUAACAUCUUGUCUCAAGGUGACGAGCGCAAUUCUAGUGCCGCUCAGAAUUUUUGGUUAAAAGAAUCCUGAUCGGCACCGCAUUGUAAUGGGUAGAGCGUAUCAUUUACCAUUAUCUGAACGUCCUACUCGUCUCGUCUCUUAUUUUCAUUAAAAAAAGCAACAUUUUAAGAUUUAAAUGUAUGUCGUAAAUAGAAAAUUGUAUUCACUCGAAGAGUGAAUUUUUCAAACGUUUCCGAGUGCCAAAAGAAUAAAAUAAUAAUCAACACAUAAACGAAUGCUUCUAUUUAUCAUAUUAUAUUUUUAAACGAAAUUUAUGUGUGGCAUAAUAAACAAAUUAUUUAUAACUUAAGGUCUAGUCUAAUUAUAAAAUUUUGUUAAAAAACUGCUUGGUAUACAUAUUAUUGUUGUUUUAAAUAAAUUCUACCAGCGGAAUGGUUCUACAAUAUACAUAAAUAUUUGAUAUUAGAUAAUUUUUAGUACUUACCUAUUCUUAAAUGAAUACUUCCGAAACAGGCCUGCUGUGUAAGAGUUCCUGUUUUAUAUCUCAACUUUUAAAUCGGAACUCUUUGUAUCAAAACAAUUCGUUGCCUGUAACGUUAGACACCGAACACUGACGAUAUACUAGAGUAUACACGACCUGACAGUUCGACAAAGCGUGACCGAUUUUAAUUUUUCAAUGUGUGCGUUGGCUAGUUAAUGCCACUUUGUUCGUCUAUACGAUAGUAUAUGAUAUAAAUUAUCGGUAGUGCAAUUGAAUUGUCGAUACGUAGGUCGACACUACUUUUGAAUCAUUCACGAAAAUUGUGUGCACGCUUAGAUCAUUUCUAAGUGUAGAUAAACUUGUGGCAGCUGUUAAAACUAGUGAAAUUACUGGGCAAAUGAGACUUGACAACUUAUGUUUCAAGGUGACGACCGCAAUUAUAGUGCCGCUCAGGAUUUUUUGGGUUUUUUCAAUAAUCCUGAGCGGCACUGCAUUGUAAUGGGCAGGUCGUAUCAAUUACCAUCAUCUGAACGUCCUGCUCGUCUCGUCCCUUAUUUUCAUAAAAUAAACAAAACGUCGAAAAAUAUGUGUUAUAUUAUAUAUUUGUAUUAGACAAUCGCGAGUGUAAGACGUAGCUUGUCCCACACAAUAAACUAAUAAACCUAGCCUGUUUUCAUCGGUUGUCAAUUGUUCAGUUCAGGUUGACAGUUGUGUUCAAGAGGCUCUAUCUUGUCGUAUAAAUUAUCUAAGUGUGCACGAUAUAUAUUUGAUCACACGAUUUCUACGAAUUGGUGUAACGUUGUUACACACACGUGUUACAGGCGACGAACAUACUAUUUCUUUAGUCGUCCACUGUAACGCUUUUACAAUCUUAUAUAGUCAAUUAUAUGUAUGUCUCGAUUUUUAGACAAUAUACAAUAGGCAAUAAUAUAUACCCAUUUUUACGAUAGCUAUGGUUGAUAAGAAACUAAAUUAAAAGCGAAGUUUAAACGCUUGUUCUCAUUUGAGUCAAUUAUUAUACGGCCACAUUAUCUCUGGACCUCGCUGGAACAUAAGUCCUCUCCCGUUCCCCUUUCCCCCCGUCGCGCUCGUCCUGUUGCGGCAGUACGGUUUGCAGUUGAAUAACUGUUGUAUGUGUAAUUUUCGUGCUAUCGCUGCUUUGUUUUUGAAGUAUUCACUGUUACGUUUCGACUUUUGUUUUUAAUAGUUCUGGGGCCACCCAGUACCUAUUUGUUUGACCUGACAGAACAGUUAUAGUCAUAUCAUAUAAUAAUUAUAUUAAUAAUCAGCAUCACAACACUAUUAAAUCAACCAAUAAUACAGAUAAAAUAAAUCAUUGUUUAUUUAUUAAUAAUAUUAUUCUAGUGAUGCUUGUUUUGCACACUGUACCGACUAUAUUAUGACGUCAUCGCCGCUAUGUCCCGAGACAAUGUACGUAGCUGAUGUUCACGUAAUAACUUGAAGUUUUGUGAGGUCCUUCAAGCUACCGUUGAUGGCAUAGUUAUCGGCAGUUUUAUACUCCUCUUGGUUGUACCUAAAAGGGUGUCAUGGAGCCCUGAGAAAAAACUGCGGUAGAGAUGUCAUGGUUUAUCUUCACGACCUAAUAAUUGAAAUGUAGCCAUUGACGUGCUAUAAACAACUAGACUCCCAAUCGCCUAUUAAAAGGUCGUCAAAAAAUUUCCGAGUGGGGUUGUAUUCAUUGACUUAUACAGAUAUCAUAAAACAUUCGUUCAAAUUAUCACCUUAUUACGUGGCAGAUACUUCGAACAUUAGUUCAAAGUAUAUUAUUGUAUACGCUCAUUAGAAGUAGUAAGUAAGAAAAGUGAUUAUUUAGCAAAAUCAUUGAAAAAGUCAAAUAAUUUACAUAAUUUUGUUAAUUUUAAGGGGCACUGAAGUACGACACUCUAUCCUUUUUAAGUUUGGAUACGCUAUUAUUUGGACAAUUGUUCACUGAAUACUUUGUCAUUGCGUGGCCUUGUUUUCAAAGUGCGGUCGAAACAUAACACAACGAAAACUGCUUAAUAGACGCGUAGGCUGAGUUUUACUUUCAGACAAUCUUUGAGCGUUAUUGCGAGUCUAAUUGUUGAUAGUACAUCAACUUGUAAUUGUUUUCUGAAGACCAUAAUAUUCGGUUUUGUUUGUAUGUGAAUGUUACUUAAUAUGUUCAUUUUCAUAUUGUAUACCAUUAAAUUGAUGUUAAUUCAACAUAGAAAGAUUAACCUAUUGUUAUCGUAUAACAGUACGAUAGUGCCUGUGAAACUAAUAAUUGUAAUGUCGCAAACACACAGCCUUUACAAGUUUUCAAAAACAUCAAAUUUCAGUUUACGAUAAAGCAUAUCAGAUGAGUGUUAGGUUUAAUUAUUUUGUAAUUAACUUAGAAGUAUACGCUCGAAAGGUGCGACUACACGAGAUAAUUUUUUUCAAGAAACAUUUGUAUAUUAUACUUUACAUUUUCAUAAAAUAAAAAUAUAAUGGAAUAAAAAACCUAUGUCAGAUGUGAGGUUCGGACCUAUUCUCCCUCUCGGGAACCAGAGCUUAAAAUCUGGCCAAACUGACUUAAAAGCAGUAGUUGAAGGAGUUCAACUUGAGAACAGUAGUAGAUGAUGAACUUACCAAUAAAAAAAUCGUGUGUUGGUUGUAUCUAGUAAAGCCAUGCGGUGUUGAGUUAGUCCCGGCACUAGACUUCUCUGUUAUAUUAUUAUAUUUGUUCGGUCCUAAAUGUUAUUUGUGUCGAUAAAGUAGCAAAACCGUUAGAGUCGAAUAUAAUUAUUGAAACUGAACAUACAGUCACUUCAGAAGAUAGUAUUAUCUCGUGUAUUUGCGAUGUGUUCGUGUUAGUUAAGCUAUAAUAUAGUUAAUAUAGAUAACGUUCCUUGUUGAGGGCACUAACGUGGAGUUACGUUUUUUUUAAGGUUGUGUCAAGCUCGGGCUAGCAAUAGACUAAGAGCCAAUAGCCCGGACGGUUUAUUAUUGUAAAAUGAAAGAUGUUGAAAUAUAAACUAUUUUUAACGAAUAAAA